AUGGGAGAUGCACAAAUGGAAGAGUUUGGGGCCGCCGCCCCAUACCUGCGGAAAUCAGACAGGGAACGCCUGGAGGCACAGACUCGCAUAUUUGACAUAAAGAAGGAGUGUUUCGUAGUGGACCCUGAAGUGGAGUAUGUCAAGGGGUCCGUCAUCAGUCGAGAUGGUGACAAAGUCACAGUCGAAACUGAGUUUGGGAAGACCGUUACGGCGAAAGAAGCAGACGUCCACCCCCAGAACCCGCCAAAGUUCGAUAAAAUCGAAGACAUGGCGAUGUUUACCUUCCUUCAUGAACCCGCUGUGCUGUUUAACCUCAAAGAGCGUUACGCAGCCUGGAUGAUCUAUACCUACUCUGGGCUGUUCUGUGUCACUGUCAACCCCUACAAGUGGCUGCCAGUGUAUGAUCAGUCAGUGGUCAAAGCCUACAGAGGCAAGAAGAGAACUGAAGCUCCUCCACACAUCUUCUCCAUCUCUGAUAAUGCCUACCAGUACAUGCUAUCAGACAGAGAAAACCAGUCUAUCCUGAUCACUGGAGAAUCUGGUGCUGGGAAGACUGUGAACACAAAGAGAGUCAUUCAGUACUUUGCCAGCAUUGCAGCUGUGGCAGGAAAGAAGGACGCAGCUCAGGAGAAGAAGGGGACCCUGGAAGAUCAAAUCAUCCAGUGCAAUCCUGCCCUGGAGGCCUUUGGUAAUGCCAAGACCAUCAGGAAUGACAACUCCUCCAGAUUUGGUAAAUUCAUUAGAAUUCACUUUGGUGUCAGUGGAAAGUUGGCCUCUGCUGACAUUGAGACAUAUCUUCUUGAGAAGUCUCGUGUAACUUACCAGCUAAAGGCUGAGAGAGACUAUCACAUCUUCUACCAGAUCCUUUCCCAGAGAAAACCAGAGCUGCUCGAAAUGCUGCUUAUUACCAACAAUCCCUACGACUACGCCUACAUCUCCCAAGGAGAGACCACUGUAGCCUCCAUUAAUGAUGGUGAUGAACUUUGUGCCACUGAUGAAGCUUUUGAUGUGCUGGGCUUCACUCAGGAGGAGAAGAAUGGCAUUUACAAGCUAAUCGGUGCCAUCAUGCACUUUGGCAACAUGAAGUUCAAGCAGAAGCAGCGUGAGGAACAGGCAGAAGCUGAUGGCACUGAAGAUGCUGACAAAGUUGCCUAUCUGAUGGGGCUCAAUUCUGCUGACCUUAUCAAGGGUCUGUGUCAUCCAAGGGUCAAAGUAGGCAAUGAGUGGGUCACCAAGGGGCAGAAUGUCCAGCAGGUUUACUACUCUAUUGGUGCUCUGGGUAAGUCAGUAUACGAGAAGAUGUUCCUUUGGAUGGUGGUACGAAUCAACCAAUCCCUGGACACCAAGCAGCCUCGCCAAUAUUUCAUUGGUGUGCUGGACAUCGCCGGCUUUGAGAUCUUUGAUUACAACACCUUUGAGCAGAUGUGUAUCAACUUCACUAAUGAGAAGUUGCAGCAGUUCUUCAACCACCACAUGUUUGUGCUGGAGCAGGAAGAAUACAAGAAAGAGGGGAUUGAGUGGGAGUUCAUUGACUUUGGUAUGGACCUGCAGGCCUGCAUUGACCUCAUUGAGAAGAUUGAAGAUGAGCAGGCAAUGGGUGCUCAGCUCCAGAAGAAACUGAAGGAGCUGCAGGCCCGCAUUGAGGAACUGGAGGAAGAGCUGGAGGCUGAGAGAGCUGCUCGUGCCAAGGUGGAGAAGCAGAGGGCAGACUUGUCCAGGGAGCUGGAGGAGAUCAGUGAGAGGCUGGAGGAGGCAGGUGGAGCCACUGCAGCUCAGAUUGAGAUGAACAAGAAGAGGGAGGCAGAGUUCCAGAAACUGCGCCGAGACCUCGAAGAGGCCACACUGCAGCACGAGGCAACUGCUGCCACUCUGAGAAAGAAGCAUGCUGACAGUGUAGCUGACCUGGGCGAGCAGAUUGACAAUCUGCAGAGAGUGAAGCAGAAGCUUGAGAAAGAGAAGAGUGAGCUCAGGCUGGAGCUGGAUGAUGUGGUCUCCAACAUGGAGCAGAUUGCCAAAGCCAAGACAAAUUUGGAAAAGAUGUGCAGGACAUUAGAAGAUCAAAUGAGUGAAUAUCGAACCAAAUAUGAGGAGGCCCAGCGGGGCAUGAAUGACUUCACCAUGCAAAAAGCCAAGCUCCAGACUGAAAAUGGGGAGCUCGCCAGGCAACUGGAAGAGAAGGACUCCCUGGUCUCUCAGCUGAGCAGAGGAAAACAAUCCUACACCCAGCAGAUUGAGGAUCUCAAAAGACAACUUGAGGAGGAAGUCAAGGCUAAGAACGCUCUGGCCCACGCAGUGCAAUCUGCUCGCCAUGACUCAGACCUGUUGAGGGAGCAGUAUGAGGAGGAACAGGAGGCCAAAGCUGAGCUGCAGCGCAGCCUCUCCAAGGCCAACUCUGAGGUGGCUCAGUGGAGAACGAAAUAUGAGACCGACGCCAUUCAGAGGACUGAGGAGCUGGAGGAUGCAAAGAAGAAACUGGCUCAGCGUCUGCAGGAUGCAGAAGAGGCUGUAGAAGCUGUGAACGCCAAAUGCUCCUCCCUAGAGAAGACCAAACACAGACUGCAGAAUGAGAUUGAAGAUCUCAUGGUGGAUGUGGAGAGGUCCAAUGCAGCUGCUGCUGCUCUUGACAAGAAGCAAAGAAACUUUGAUAAGGUUCUGGCUGAAUGGAAGCAGAAAUAUGAGGAGUCCCAGAGUGAGCUGGAGAGCUCCCAGAAGGAGGCCAGAUCCCUGAGCACUGAACUCUUCAAACUGAAGAACUCGUAUGAGGAGUCCUUGGACCAUCUAGAGACGAUGAAGAGGGAGAACAAGAACCUUCAAGAGGAAAUUUCUGACCUGACUGAACAACUUGGUGAGGGAGGAAAGAGCAUCCAUGAACUUGAGAAAAUAAGGAAGCAGCUGGAGCAGGAGAAGAGUGAGAUCCAAGCUGCUUUGGAAGAAGCGGAGGCUUCACUGGAGCAUGAGGAGGGCAAAAUCUUGAGAGCCCAGCUGGAAUUCAAUCAAGUGAAAGCUGACAUUGAACGCAAAUUGGCUGAAAAGGAUGAGGAGAUGGAGCAGGCCAAGAGGAACCAGCAGAGAGUGGUGGACACCCUACAGAGCUCUCUGGAAGCUGAAACUCGUAGCAGGAAUGAAGCCCUCAGGCUGAAGAAGAAGAUGGAGGGAGAUCUUAAUGAGAUGGAGAUCCAGCUCAGCCAGGCUAACAGGCAGGCUGCAGAAGCUCAGAAGCAGCUCAAAGGUCUCCAUUCACAUCUCAAGGAUGCCCAGUUGCAGCUGGAUGACUCUCUCCGUGCCAAUGAUGACCUGAAGGAGAACAUUGCCAUUGUGGAUAGACGUAACAAUCUGCUGCAGGCAGAGCUAGAUGAGCUGAGGUCACUGGUGGAGCAGACCGAGAGAGGACGCAAGCUGGCGGAGCAGGAACUGCUGGAUGUCAGCGAGAGGGUGCAGCUGCUGCACUCACAGAAUACCAGCCUGCUCAAUCAGAAGAAGAAGCUGGAGGGUGAUAUAUCCCAGCUUCAGACUGAAGUAGAAGAAGCAGUUCAGGAGUGCAGGAAUGCAGAGGAGAAAGCCAAGAAGGCCAUCACUGACGCUGCCAUGAUGGCAGAGGAGCUGAAGAAAGAGCAGGACACCAGCGCUCAUCUAGAGCGCAUGAAGAAGAACAUGGAGCAGACCAUCAAAGAUCUGCAGCACCGCUUGGAUGAAGCUGAGCAGAUCGCCAUGAAGGGAGGCAAGAAACAGGUUCAGAAGCUGGAGGCUCGGGUGAGAGAGCUGGAGAAUGAGGUCGAAAUGGAGCAGAGAAAGGGCAGCGAUUCCGUUAAGGGAAUCCGUAAAUAUGAGCGACGUAUCAAAGAGCUCACCUAUCAGACUGAAGAGGACCGUAAGAAUCUGGCCCGUCUGCAGGACCUUGUGGACAAGCUGCAGCUGAAGGUCAAGUCCUACAAGAGAACUUCUGAGGAGGCUGAGGAGCAAGCCAACACUAAUCUGGGCAAGUUCCGGAAGCUUCAGCACGAGCUGGAUGAGGCUGAGGAGAGAGCCGACAUCGCGGAGUCUCAGGUCAACAAGAUGCGAGCCAAAAGCCGGGAUAUUGGCUCCAAGAAAGGGCAUGAUGAGGAGUGAAGUAGACUGCCAGGACUUCCUGAAAACCCACCUUUAUUUUGUUUGGUUUUUCCCAAGAGUGAGAUA
Molecule: messenger RNA, 4173 nt
Organism: Paramormyrops kingsleyae
Lineage: Eukaryota; Metazoa; Chordata; Actinopteri; Osteoglossiformes; Mormyridae
Source: RefSeq, a predicted model, not a curated record